UACCGCCGGGCGCAAUCAGGUUGUUCUUCUCCCUUGAGAUGGCAGACAGCCGUCGACCUGAUUAUUGGGUGUUGGAACCCAACCAGAAAGGCAGAAAGGUUUGCACUUUGAAAGUAGUUAUUACUGUGCAUGGAGCUCUUGUACCAGAAGGCUGUAGAAUUAAAUAAACAGCCGACGAGAUGCAACGAGUGGAAAGCCGCCCUCUUGUCUGCAUACGUCGUCGGGAGAAACGAGAAGACAUAAGAGCACGAAGCAGAAAGGGACAUCGCAUCUCUUUCGACUCUCAGGGUGCUCUUCCCUGUCGGUCUGACUGCUUUCAUCCAUCCGCCCAUCGCUCCACCCAUCCAGCCGUCCAUCCAUCAAUCGACCAUCACCGUAGGAGGUGGAUAUGGCGGCAAAGACAGUGGGUUCCAUCGUGGCUCACGGCGCGGAAGCGCCUUGGCAAUCAUGUGUGUCGACACGUCAGAAGUCUUCGUCUGCCGCACGAUCGUCCUCUGUUGGUCGCACCUGUUUGACGUCGAACUGUCGGGCAUCACCCGACAACACUCACUCCUACUCCCCCUCGUACUCGUUGUCAUCGGCGUCGUCCGGGGGCGCGCGGAGGCUUUGCCUGCGGGGCAGCGGACAGGCUCAGCUGUGGGACAGAACGCGUGCAUGUCGUUUGCGUUGUACCUAUGUGCGACGAGCUUUGCCGGUCAGUAAACGCCUGUCAGGGGACGAGCCAGACGCUAGCCGGACGACAAGACGUGGGCGGCAAGGGUGGCAAGGGCGGCGGGUGGCGACAUGCGCCAGCAUCGAUGGUCAGUCUACAACGGAGAACACGAGGGAAGGCAACACAGAGAGGGCGACAGUGGGCGACACUCAGCCGCCGCCCUCCCGCGGCAAUCACGGCGACCACCGAGUGCUGGUCGUUGGCGCGUCGGGCGGCGUCGGACAGCUGCUCGUUGCCGGCUUGCUACGGCACGGGUACAAGGUUCGAGCCCUUGUGCGUAACAAGGAGAAGGGCGACAAACUGUUCGGUGCUGAUCACGACGGCGAGCGUCUGCAGCUCUGCCACGCCGACGUCCGCUUUCCCGACACUCUGACGCCCUCCCUCUUCGAAGGGAUCUCUUUUGUCGUCAUCGCCCUGGGGACCACCGCUUACCCUUCUAAGCGGUGGGACGGCGACAACGGGCCAGAACAGACAGAUUACCACGGGGUUCGAAACCUCGCCGCUGCCGUGCCUGCCGCGGUGAAGAGAGUGGUUAUGGUGUCCAGCAUCGGGAUCGAGCGGAAGGAGAGCUUCCCUUUCACCCUGGUUAACAUAUUUGGAGUGUUGUCGUACAAGAAGCUGGGAGAGGAGUGCGUGCGACAGUGCGGCGUUCCGUACACCAUCAUUCGAGCUGGGCGGCUGACUGACGGGCCGUACACGUCGUACGAUCUGAACACUUUGUUGCAAGCCACGUCAGGUGAUCGCAAAGCGGUGAUCCUAGAGAAGGGAGACACUCUCGGGGGGGACGCCAGUCGAAUAAGCGUCGCAGAGGCUUGCAUCCAGGCUCUGCAGCUAGAGUGCGCGGCAGGGCAGGUCUACUCCUUGAACACCGGAAAGGGCGACGGGCCGGGCUCUGACUACCUACUCUGGGAGAGGCUUUUCGAACGAGCGACAGCAAAGUGAUCGGUUCUUUUUCGGUUUUGAUUUUUAUAAAAAACGGGGAGAACGUAAGCCGAAAAACGAAAGACCUCCUAGCCCAUCUCUUCUUUGUGUUGAUAAGAAGACAAGAAUAGAGAUUCAGACUGCUUGGGCUUUACCGUUGUGCAGUGUAGUCCUUUCCCACUGAAGUUGUGGGUAUUAGAGCAAGGCAGUAGUUAUAGCAUAUCGUUACAUGCAUCUCUGCCUACGGUUCACCGGGCUCUUUCCUAUGACGAUAUAUAUAUUAUAUAGCAUAUAUCAUAGUACGAGGUGAAAUCUUCCAGUGUCAUCUUGAGGUAGACUCAGAGUAGAAAUUUUGGACCGAAUACGUCUUCGAGAGCCUCGAGUACUCCUUCAGCAGCCGCAUCCCGUCCCUUUCGUCCUAUCUGCCGAGCAGAACCCCCCUGCUUGACCUGUAGUAUAAGAGGGACUACCGAAACAGCACAUGCCAUCUCCUCUCCACGCCCUCCUUCCUGAUCAGGCUCCCCGUCAACCAAGGUAGUGUAACAUACUAUUGAACAAUCCCCUAUUCGUUCUUCCUCUGUGCUUCAUCUCUCUCUCUCUCUCUCUCUCUCUCUCUCUCUCUCUCUCUCUCUCUCUCUCUCUCUCUCUCUCCGCCUGUGCAUCUGCCCGCCUUUCUUUCUUUGUUUCUUUCUGUCUUUCUCUCUUUUUCUCUUUUCGCUCCUUCUUUCUCUCUCUCUGCUCUUUUCUUCUCUCUUUUUCUCUCUUUCUCUCCUUUUACUCCUUCCCUCUUUUUCUUUCUCUUGUUUCCUUUUUUCUUUUUUUUCCUGUCCUGCUACUCUGUUUCUUCGAGGCCAAGGAAGUCAGCUCCUGUCGGUGUGUAGCAGCAAUCUUAGAAGGUAGGUAACACAUCAAGACAUUUCCUUUCAUUCAAACGUACGUGUAAGUAUGAGGACCUUGACUUCUUAGUAGUCGUUAGCUAUCAGUCAAGUCCUUUCUUCUUUAUACCGAUGCAUCUGUUCAUUCGUGUAUCCUGCCCAUGGAUCCAUUUAUCUACCUUCACCAUCCGCUUGCUUCUCCACCUCCGUCCUCUCUCUGCUUAUCCUUCACCCACCUGUGUUGAACCUGUCCCCACGUCGGAGGGGCACCCUGCGUGCAGCAAAGCGCCUUUCCUUUUCACACGCCAGAUGCAACGGACGCGUCGAGGGUUUCCGGAUUACUGGUUUUGGUGUAAGGCCCUGAAUAAUUUCAACACCAGGGUCGAAGGUUGUUGGACCAGCUGGGUCAGGUAAUCUCCGACUUUGUCGAGGGCUUCUUUGGAUGUUGGAAUUUUCUGUUUCAAGCCCUAGUGCUACCCUGAUGCUGGCCGGUACUGGUACACCGUCCAAACCACACGUGCAGGGUUAACUCGCCAACGGUGCUUCAAGGCUAUGAUUGCUCACAUCUAUCUUUUUUCUUUGUUUCAGCUUCCAUCGUUUUUUCAUGGGUUGACCGUUGUUGCCGUUCUACGGAUUCCGUGCCUCACUAACGAGCCUAGUGCACUUGGUAUACGCAUGAAUUGUUAAAAUACACACCUGAGUUUCGAAUCCCGAUAGAAGAAGAUAAACAAGAAUUCUCUGUCUUGUCUUUCUUGUUUUGUUCUUUAUUUUUAAAUAACCAGAACCCCAUUACUAGGGAAAGUGAUACGAGCAACCUCCCGUUGUACGGGUUCUAGUGUUCGCCGUGGGAUUACACGGCUGUGUGUUCAGUCGCGUCUGUUGAUCUGUCCGCUUUCUUUGACAUAUGACAUUGACAUAUUAGUGGGGAGCUGAACUUGCUGGAAAGCGGAUCCAGCGUCCCUUUUUCCUUCAUUUUCAUGAUUUGGCUUUGAGUGUGUUCGUCCACAAUUCGCGUGUUUUCUUGCAGUGAGUACACUUAUCGCCGGCUUCCAGUGUC
Molecule: messenger RNA, 3565 nt
Organism: Chara braunii
Lineage: Eukaryota; Viridiplantae; Streptophyta; Charophyceae; Charales; Characeae
Source: the annotation of a GenBank genome assembly